Lentinula edodes (shiitake mushroom) is the source of this 2000-nucleotide messenger RNA. Its product is annotated as capsular associated protein. The record is from RefSeq and is a predicted model, not a curated record. The transcript is spliced from 4 exons. NCBI's taxonomy places the organism in Eukaryota, Fungi, Basidiomycota, Agaricomycetes, Agaricales, Omphalotaceae. The coding region runs from base 139 to 1656 and encodes 505 amino acids.
GAGUUUCUCACCUCCAUCUUAAUUCCGUUUUCGAACAAGCUCUUUCCUGACCGCAUUCUCAGCAACUAUACCCCUGCCAGCUGGCGCUCUACAUUCCGCGCACGGUCUUCCUCGAUUUUACGGAACUGGGAGUAGACGAUGAAUCAGUUGUCAGGUCUUCAAGCUCAACUGAGAAAAAUUCCGACCCCUCUUGCUAUCGCACUUGGUGUAAUAUGUGGUUUUCUACUUGCCAAACUGACGUCGUGGAACUCUAGUACAACACCGACAUGGAGGAGUGCGCAUACACCGGCAAGUGUCAGGCAACACAGCAAGCAGCCAAUACAAGUUCCAACGCCGGAUCAACGAUACCGCGUCCUGGAUCUUUUGACUACUCUGACACCUCACUAUACACGAGAGUGCUCUUCUCAUGUCCAGCCUCUCUAUGUGCAACAAUCCCUGGAACGUUAUGCACCUCUGUUUGGACAUAAAACGCCCUCACAAAAGUCCUGGCUUGAUAGUCUUGGUCUUUCAUCCGAAAACCACAUCGAAAAUCAGCGGCGAGACGUCAUGCCGAGCGAGCACAAAUACUUCUUCGCAAUCAACCUCUACAAUUCGUUUGAUGUCAUACCUGACCUAUUUGCUACUCUCUUUCGUGUUGCCGCUAUCCUCGGAUAUCACAAUGUCUUCGUUUCUAUCUACGAAAAUGGUUCAACGGACCAAACUAAAGCACUACUUCGAAUUUACGACGCCCUCACUCGUGCGACCGGCAUGCGAAUCACCAUCCGGACCUCCAUGCGUACUCGAGGUGCAUUUAACCAUCGUAUCGAGUACCUCGCAGAAGUUCGAAAUUCCGCAUUCGUCCCCUUACACGAACUCCGCGAUUCCGAGGGAGAAUAUUUUGACACUAUCGUAUUCAUGAAUGAUAUUCUUCCUUGUGUCGAUGACAUCCUCGAGCUCAUUUGGCAAUCUCGCCGGAACAAUGCUGGAAUCACUUGUGCUGCAGAUUACAUGUACCACGACGAGAUUGGUGCUCCUGUCUUCUACGACAAUUGGGUCGCCCGUGAUAUCAAUGGAACCGCGUUGGAAAAUGCACCUUUCGAAAUGAUCUUCCACCACACUGAAUCAUCCCAGCGCUUCCAGGCUCAUCUGCCUGUGCAAGUUCAAAGCUGCUGGAAUGGAAUUGCGGUGUUGGACCCUGCGCCGUUUUACACUCCGCCACAUGUCAAAUUUAGGAUGGCAAAGAUUACGGAGGGAGAGUGUUCGGCGAGUGAAUGUUCGUUGAUUUGCAAUGACUACUGGCAAUCAGGAUAUGGGCGAAUCAUGAUGGUUCCUAGAGUCAAGUUGGCUUACGACCGAAAAGUUUACGAUAUCAUACAUCCCGAUCGACGAAAUUUUACCGCCAUCCGAGGCUACGUCCGCCUAGGAGGGCUUCCUGAUAAUCCUCGUACCGACCCCCAAGAUCGAUCUUGGUUUGGCCCGCACGACAGACUGUUCACGGAGGAAGAGAGCGAGCCAGUAAAUUUUGUUCCUGGCCCCGAUCACGUAUGGUGCUGGGGUUGGGACGGUGCAGGAGACCUUGAAGGACCUGAUGUCGAUCCUAUCUGGGAGGAAAUGUCGAACAGGUCGCGCAGCCAAGAUUCUGUUGUCGUCCGGCAUGACCGAAGUAUGGAACUAUGAAACCCAGUUCUUGUUUGUCAUUGGUUCUCGUGAUUCUUGAGGGAUAUACAAUGAAAUAAAACGAGCAGCAAGGUGAUAUCAGCAUAUAAGCUGGUCAGUCCUCUCGCGAGGAGAUUGGUAGGGUUUUGCUCAUCAAAUAGACGGAGGGAAAAAUCUAUAAUACUGGUUGUUUGGACUAUAUUUCAGUAUUUCCUACGUGUUUAUUGAGCGGGGUGUGUUUAUCACUUGUCUAUGUUAAUAAUGGAUGGAACAAUCAUCUUACUCAUAGCCAAGCAUAUAAUGUAGUACAUACUUUACAUGGUACCCUGGCAGCUUUGGUACAGAAUAAUAUUGCCUCGUAAAAA